AUGGAGGUUUACACCACAUCAUUUACUUACCCCCGCCGCUCACGACCCGCUCAUUCACCCACCAACUCUCUUGAAUUCCCCGCCGCGAACGAACUCAGGCGCGCCGGGUCGUAUUCGUCCCUUCAACAGUACUCCCCCAACAAUAAUUAUCCCGAUGCGCAGGCGACUGUGUCCUCACCGAACUAUGAAGAGGUACAAAAGCUUGCCAUGAUAGCCAUGAGUCUCCACGGCGUGCAUGUCUCCUUCGCUUCCGCAGACCAGGGCCGCGCGUGGAACUUCCAGAUCUCAGGGGUGUACCAGCAGGUCAUGGUAGCUAGGGGACUCAUUCUCAAGGACUGUCCUACCCAAAAUCGCGCCAGCAUCAAGUUGGCGCGCUCUGACAUCCUCGACUCGAUCGCUUCGAAGCCGGCCUUGAAGCCAGAAGUGCGUCGGCGCCUGGACGACAUCGCCUCCCAGACACUCGCCCACAUUGCGGUUGUGCAAAGUGCUCUCCCGCUGUCUACGCGUACUCUGCCCGACGGAAUCAGUAAUAGCGCUGGGUGGUCUGGCCUGGAGACGGAGCGUAUCUGCGAGCUGGUGAUCACAGGCAAUGGCGACUCUGUCGACCUGGCUCGCGUCCGGCUGCUGGUGAUGCUGGACGAGCUGAGCGGUCUGCACGCCGAAGCUUGCGAGAUUGAGCGCUCGUUUCACGCUGUCGUUGCGGGUAGGAAGCGCUCCGUGCUUCAGUCCAUCCAGGAGGAGACCGCGACGAACAUCUAUCUACCUUCCCCGUUGCAGGGCAUGAUUGGCCCCGACUUCGGGCAACCCCGCGCCAAUGCGUCGCCAUCUGUGCAAAUUGCUAAACUGAACGCUAACACCAUCUGGAUCACUGGAGAGUUCUUCGGCGUCCAGCGGGCGCGUGACAUGCUCGUUCAAGUGGCAAUGACCAAGAGCAAGCAGAUCUUGUCGAAGGAUAGUGCUAUGCUGCCCCGUAAAAUGGAUUGGAUGAUCACGGAGCGCGCCGAUGAUCUCAAAGCACUCAUGCACGACAACGCUACCUACAUCGAGUUCCCAGCCGUUGGUAGCGCCAACAGUCUUAUGACCGUGUAUGGCGACCACAGGGUGAACAUUCAGAGGACUAUUCGAGCUGUCAUGCAGCUGGCUUGUCAAUUCUAUGUCGCGUCUCUGUGGCUGCUCCCUGCUCAGUUCAACGUCUUGAUGCCCUCGGCUACGUUGAACCCGACGCAGGUCACGACGAUCCUUCAGUCGAUAUCCUUCGCAUCUGGCGCGGAAGUCAUUUUCAAGGGUAUGUGCUUCGAGAUGCACGGUCUAGAGCACGAAGUGAGGGCAGCGGUCACCAUGCUCCUCGACCUCGAAAUCGUCAAGCAAUUCCACCAUGAGAUUCGAUUCCAGAUCGAGUUGGCCAACGAGCACCGCGAGUUUAUCAGUGGCAAGAAGAACGGUAAAAUCAAUAAGAUCAUGCAGACUACGAACGUCAAGAUCAAGUUCGAGACCCUCAACGAGCACAACUUCCUCAUCGACAUCUCGGGCAACGACGCAUCAGUCUUGCAGGGCUUAACCUUGCUGCAGGAGGAAUUGCCCGCCGAAAUAUCCUUCCACGUCCCAGAGUCGUACCACAAGCGCAUCAUUGGUGUCGGAGGUCGCAGCAUUCAGCGUAUCAUGAAGAAGUAUGGUGUGUACGUGAAGUUCUCAAACGCGGAGGAGUUCGCGGCCACCGGCGGUUACAACGACAACGAGGACAACGUCAUUGCGAGGACCCCGGCGAAGAAUGCCAUGAAUUUAGAGAACCUCAAGCAGUCCGUCAUGGAACUCGUAAAUCCGAAGGACAAGGAUUAUAUUAACGAGACAGUCUCCAUUCAUCGCAAGUAUCAUCGUACGCUGCUUGGCGAGAAGAGUAUCUUCAUCCGUGACAUUGAGGCGAAGACGAACUCCCAAAUCCGGUUCCCGGACAAGGAGACUGCAUCGGAUCUUGUUACGAUAUUCGGGCCAGAGUCUCAGGUCCAUAUCGCCGCAACUAUGCUGCUCGACCAUGUACCGUUCGAGGCCGAUAUGGCUGUGCCUGCUCACCCCGAACUUGCUCGCAUCUGCGCUUCCCCUGACUUCGCCGCUUUCACCGACCAAGUCAAGCUCGAGCUGCAAGUGGUCAUUUCGCCCAACGUGAAGGUUCCUUCUCCUGGACCGGGCGUGGAUGCGCCGUCCGAUUGCUCCUUCAAGUUCAGAUGCCAACGAAGCAACAGCGACUUCUUGGUUACUGCCCGCGAGAUGCUCGAACAAUUCUUGAUUAGCCAUAACGCCCAUGUCUAUCCGUCUGCGACGUCCCGCACUCACCAGCGCACCGACUCUUUCACGGACGCAUUCCCGCACUUCGACAGCAAGGUUCUAUCUACGGCAAGGACUCGUCACCAAAAUUCGGCCGAUCUUGGACGUCCUUCCGAGGCUAUGAUUGACAGGCGUCUGCGUCUUGCGAGCUCAUCGCCAGAUGUCAAGGCCCUCUUCCACAACAACACUCAUCACUCCCCGGCGCCUUCAUACAUCUACCAUUUGGAAGAAGAAGACGAUUAUGAGACGCAGACGAACUACAUUCCAGCCCACGCUAACGAUUACUGGACCCCUCUGCCUCCGAUUGGCUCCGGCGUACCUUCUCGUGCUCGAGGCGAGGAUUCUCUCAAGCGUGGCUCUGACUCCUUGCUAGAGGCCAAGCUCAAAGACCAGCUGGCGAAGCCUAGGUCGCUCACGAACCGCGCUCAGUCCCUCGACCUAACCUACUCACUGACACGCAUCAACGAGGUCCCUCGCUCCUCAGGUCUGUCGCGCCCCGACUCCCCGGAGACGGGCACGGGCACUGGCACAGGCACCGGUGGAAGUUCUAGCCCAAUCUCCGCAACUGUGCCGUUGUUCCCCAGCGUGUAUGGCCCGCCUUCGGGCUCGCGUGGCGCUGUGGUGGGCAACAGCGAGCACUCCAUGAACCGCGGCGCGCUCGGCAUGGAUCAGGAAAGCAUGGACGAGGUGACGAGGGUCAUCUCCAACCUCGGUCUCUAA
Messenger RNA from Fomitopsis serialis, 3039 nucleotides. RefSeq lists its product as uncharacterized. NCBI's taxonomy places the organism in Eukaryota, Fungi, Basidiomycota, Agaricomycetes, Polyporales, Fomitopsidaceae. Gene Ontology annotation, molecular function: mRNA binding. The record is from RefSeq and is a predicted model, not a curated record. Bases 1 to 3039 code for a protein of 1012 amino acids. Gene Ontology annotation, biological process: nuclear division. The transcript has 10 exons. Gene Ontology annotation, cellular component: nucleus; cytoplasm.